AUGUUAUUACAAAGAUCAUCAAAGAUUUCAGUGCCCGUGACUUACAUUCGGCACUUCUGGUUAACCGAGAAUGGUGUCGGGCCACUGUUCCAACGUAUUGGAAGGCUCCAUUCAGUUUUACAAUGAAGAGGAGUACCACCGCAUUGAAGGUUUAUGAAUCAUUUCUUGAAACGGCGGAAAAGUCUACGCAGCAAACGGUUCAAAAGCCUGUUUUCGAUUACCCAUUGUUUAUCAAAGAACUCAAUUAUACAAACUUAUUGGCUUGUUUUGAAACGUGGGAAAGGGCUAGGAAAGUUGAAGCAAUACUUCAAAUGCUAACAAAGUAUGAGAUUCGCCUAAAAACUUUUAUUAUGGAUAAUACCGGUGCGAAUAAUGAAAGAGUUUAUGGAUUGUGGACGACACCAUGUUAUGCCUCAAUGUUCAGUUCCCUCAAUUACGUUGAAAUACACACCCCUUUCCCCAAAAAUAAUGUUAUGAAAGCAUUGGCAAAAAAUUGCACUGAACUGUCACAUUUGGAUAUUAAUCUUCAUGAUACUUCCGUUCCACGUGCCGAAGAAUCGAUCAAUCAUCUUAAGGAACUUUUGUCUGCUCAAACGCGUCCCUUGAAUCUUCGGUUGGUAUUUCCAAACGGAUCUGGGAGAUCGCUGCUCGAAACAUUUCAGUCCCGGCUUGAAUCCUUCAAACGUCUUGAACUUGUAAAAUGGAACUUCAACGGUUGUGAUUGGGAAUGGUUGAAAAGGUGUUCCAAUUUGGUCGAAUUUGCCAUAACAAGCCCUCCACCUCAGGUUUCUGGGAUUUUAGGUACUAAAAAAGAAAGUUAUCGUUUAAAAAUUUCGAAAAAUUCAAAGAUUUCGACCGAACAUUGGCAUUUUGACAAAAAUGACGAAAUCCCUUCAAAGUUUUACUUUCACUCGGAUAAACCUUUGAUGGAAUCACAACCUCCGAUUAUAACUCAACCACGAGUAAGCCGCCGGACAAAUGAUCCUAAAAAGUUACAAUAUAUUCGUGCCAACGUCGUGAGGCGUAUGUUUAAAGAAUUCGAUUAUUAUUCUUCAGAAGAUGAAUUCAAUUACUCCAGUUCUAACUACGAUUACGAUUACGAUGAUGGUUAUGAAGAAUCUUUUGAGAAUCUUCAAAGGCUUCUUGAUAAUAACAAAGCAUGGGCUAAAUCAAUUACAGAGACGAAACCAGAAUUCUUUACUACCACGGCAAAAGCACAACAUCCAAAGAUCGCUUGGUUUGGUUGCUCCGAUUCUCGCGUUCCAGCCGAGACUGUGGUUCAAUUAGGACCCGGUGAAAUUUUUGUUCACCGAAAUAUCGCCAAUCAAUUUAACCACGCUGAUUUGAACUCAUUGUCGGUUUUACAAUAUGCGGUCGACCAUCUUAAGGUCGAACACAUCAUAGUUUGUGGUCAUUAUGGAUGCGGUGGUGUGUUGGCUGCAAUGUCAAAUGAUCAACACGGUUUGGUUGACCACUGGUUAAGAAACAUUAAGGAUGUUUAUAAGAGUAACAAAUCAACGAUAGAAUCAUCCGCACCCGAGAAACGAUCGAACUUGCUUGUAGAAUUAAAUGUUAAACAACAAGUUUAUAAUAUUGCGGCUACAAAUAUCGUUCAAAGUGCCUGGGCUGCUGGUAGGAAAUUGGAAAUUCACGGAUGGGCUUAUCGUCUUGACAAUGGAAUAUUGAAUGAUUUGAAAGUAGAUAUAAAGGGUGAAAAAGAUUUAAGUGAUCAAAUUUAUAAAGUAUUGCCGGGAAGUCAUGCAUAA
Molecule: messenger RNA, 1766 nt
Organism: Funneliformis mosseae
Lineage: Eukaryota; Fungi; Glomeromycota; Glomeromycetes; Glomerales; Glomeraceae
Source: the annotation of a GenBank genome assembly